AUGCUGGAUGGCGUAUUACACGAACAAAAUGAUGAAAAUAUAUUUGAUAUGGCGUUUCAACAAAUUUUAGUAAUGUAUGACGCGAAGUAUGAGUACAAGAGAGAUUUUUUUUGGAGGACUUGGAGGAAAGUUCAAAACAAUGAUAAUGAAGAGGAGAUUCUUCAUUAUAAAUGCUCGAAUAUUUUAAAAGCUAACUGCACUCGGUGUAACGGUGGCUUUUGGAUAAUCGAAGAAAAAUCACCGCCUUGUCCAUAUGAAAUAUUUUCACUGAAAUCUGAUGUGGACCUUUGCGUAUUUAACUACAAUAUUCCAAAUCCCAAAGACAGUGAAUGUCCGUCUAUCAUAACAAUGAAGAUGCUAAGAAAGGCUUGCGAUCAUUUAACAGAAACAAAAUGGCGAAUAACAAAAAAAUAUAACGUCCCGGGAAAUAAUACAGCUCUAAUAUGUCAAGGACGUGAUUUCUGUGAAGUUACUACUUUAUACAACAUACUUCACAAUUCCAUUGUAUUUAGACUAAUAAAUUCUACCAAUCACAUAUUUCAUUCCAAAAUAAUGAAAAGUGGCAAGGAGAACUAUUUUUGCACAAACGAUUGCGGAAAAAUGGACCUUUCGACCAAAAAAGUUAUUAAAAACGAUAAACCUCUCAGUUUAGAUCUACUAAAUAAUACAAAAAAGAAACGAGAGGAUAAAAAAUAUGGUCAAUUAUCAGAAUUAAAUGGAUUAUUAGAAAACGGGCUGCACUAUGCAGUUAAUGGUGUUGAAAUGGCAAAAAAUAAUAUAAAAAAUGUUCAUAUUUUCGAUGAUAAUCGAUUAAAAAAAUCGGUAUCGAGUUGUAAAAAGUUACAAGAGAAAUAUUUAUUGGAGGAAAGUGGAAGCAAUGAUUACGAAUACUAC
Messenger RNA from Brenthis ino (lesser marbled fritillary), 894 nucleotides. The record is from the annotation of a GenBank genome assembly. Lineage: Eukaryota; Metazoa; Arthropoda; Insecta; Lepidoptera; Nymphalidae.